AUGGCAGAAGGAGUCUGCAAGACCGAAGAGGAUGAAGGACUAAGUACCGAGGAGGAUUCGGAAUCUUUCCACGGUGUCGGCGUAUGUAAAUGGUUCAACGUGCGCAUGGGCUUUGGGUUUUUGUCCAUGACCAACCGAGAGGGGGUCCCGCUCGAGUCUCCGGUCGAUGUGUUCGUCCAUCAGAGUAAGCUGCACAUGGAGGGCUUCCGCAGCUUGAAGGAGGGCGAGGCGGUCGAGUUCACCUUCAAGAAGUCAGCCAAAGGCCUGGAGUCCCAGAGAGUCACUGGGCCAGAGGGCACACACUGUGUGGGCAGCGAGAAGAGACCCAAAGGCAAGAGCGUCCAGAAACGGCACUCCAAGGGAGAUAGGUGCUACAACUGCGGAGGCCUGGACCACCAUGCCAAGGAGUGCAAGUUGCCGCCCCAGCCCAAGAAGUGCCAUUUCUGCCAGAGCAUUUCCCACAUGGUCGCCAACUGCCCAAUCAAAGCACAGCAGUCCUCGCCACGUUCUCAGGGAAAGCCCUCCUCCUUGAAAGGGGACGAGGAGGAACACGGCCACUCGGCCCCUCCCCCCGUGAGCUCCGAUUGAACGAGGAGACGCAGGAAGGAAGCUUGGGGAAGCUUUACUGGAUAGAUGGCAGCUAAGUUUCCUUUCAACUGUAUAAGACGCUUUUGGAACUACCUCAGGUUUUUGUAAACAAAACGAUCAUGAAGAAAGAAUGUUACUGAAGUUAAUAUUUUGUGGUGUAACACUCACAAAUACAGCUGUAUUAUUAUAGCACUCAGGAAAUAUUUGUAAAAAUGUAUGGAACCGCUAUUGAGGGGUUUAAACUUGUAAUAAGUUAUGGCACAUCACAUAUUAUUUUGAUAUCUUUAUAGAAUAGAAAGUUGUUUAUUUUUCACUGAGCAGAUCAUGAGAAACCAUGCCACUCACACUAGUAUGCUACUAUACUAAACUCACCAGGAAGCUUAAAAUCACUGUGUCAAGUAUAGCUAAACACUUUUGCUGCCUUACAACUUCUUGACUUUCCUGAUUGUUACACCCCACUAUAUCCGACAAAGACAGAGUUGUGACACUACACCUCUGCAAUGAAUGUUAGUUUCAUGGGUGGUAAUGGGCGGGCACAUCCGAACCAACGGGACGGGGUAAUAGCUAUAGGAAAUGUAUUGGCGGCUACCAAUAUUGUUGGUGACCAUGCAGAUGUCCUGGGGACAAAUGAAUGUCAAACCAAAAAGUAUGGCAUUUAUGGCCAGCUUUCGGUUGUUGUUGUGGUUGCGUCAUUUCUGUUACAUGUCUGAUCUGCUGCUGCUACAUUACAACCAUACUCUAGAACCCUACAGGUGUAGGAUCUUAAUUUGAUCACUCUUUUUGUUGCUGAGAAUUUUCCCGCACAUUAGGAAAUGCAACUUGUAGUGUAUCCAAGACUUCUAAAGUUUGUGAUUUCCACUUGAAAAUGUCAAGACUUGAUUUUCCCUAAAGAAAUAUGUAUCGAUCCUUAUAAAAAAGUCAAUUCAUUAUAUUCCACAUGAUAAUUCACAUUUCCUGUUGCUGUAGAUUUAUUUUCCUGCAGUAGCAAACUGCCUUAAAUUAAGAUCUUACAUCUCUAUAAUCAACUUGAUCAUCCUCUGCUUAGACUACAUACAUCAGUAUUUGGAAUUUAAUCACUGACUCCAGAAAUCACACCAAUACCUGUGAAAUGUAUCAAACAUAAGUAAUUUAUCAUGUAGAAAUCAGAUGCAAGAUUUUAAUGGAUUACUGAGGUUGAUUCAUAAAUCUACAUAAUCAUACUUGUCCUGUUUAUACUUCACAGUCGAAGUAGCAUCAGCAUCAGGCUUUGUCUACUGUCUUAGAAAAAAAGGUGCUGCUUAGAACCAUAAGGGUUUUUCGAAUGAAAAAACUUUCCCACCACAAAGAACCCCUUUGAGAACACAUUUUUUCAAGAGUAAAAGCGGGAGCAACACAUUUUUAUUCAGUGUCGUCAAUUACUAGGUACCUAUUUAAGACAUUGCCUCCAAAGCUGCUUGUGAGGACUACACAGGAACACCACAGUCGUAUUCACAAGGCACCAAACGGA
Messenger RNA from Oncorhynchus gorbuscha (pink salmon), 2074 nucleotides. It is a transcript of the gene lin28aa, whose product is annotated as lin-28 homolog Aa. Gene Ontology annotation, molecular function: nucleic acid binding; zinc ion binding. The record is from RefSeq and is a predicted model, not a curated record. Bases 1 to 588 code for a protein of 195 amino acids. The transcript has 4 exons. NCBI's taxonomy places the organism in Eukaryota, Metazoa, Chordata, Actinopteri, Salmoniformes, Salmonidae.